AUGUCAUCUGAAUGGCCCGAUGCACAAAUAUCAAAUAUACAAAAGACUUUACAAAAUAGUUGGCAAAUUCCUUACAUAUCAUUAUUUGCUCGUAUUUUUUGUGAUGCUUUUCAAUUAUUUGAUUUUCAUCAAGAAGAAUUAGAAGAUGCAUUACUAUCAGAUGAUCCAAAUGAAAUACAUCCAUUUCUUCAAGAACUUCUCAUAUCUCUCCUCUCCGGAUUGAUACGUUUACAUGUCAAUUCAGAGAAUAUGUUUGGUAUGUUAACAAAUGUACUUAAAAAAUGUGAUCUGACUAUUAUUUCUUCGACUCCAUCAACGACUAUGUCAAUAUCUGAUGAUUCAAUAACAACAACAGAUUGGCAAGAAAUGUCUAUUUUUGAAAAAGUUACUGUACUUCGUGCUCUAUGUGAUGCACGAUUAAAUAAAGCUGAUAUGGAUCAAGUAACUGAGAAUAUGCCAGCUGAUUCACUUCGUUUCGAACCAUUUGGUGAAGAUUCACGUGGAAAUAAAUUAUGGUAUUUUGGUGAUACUAGACUUUAUUGUGAUUCACGAAAUAAAAACUCAGAAACAUCAACAUGGGAAUGUAUAUGUCGUACAUUAGAUGAAUGGAAUGUUUUUAUUGAAAAUUUUCGUAAAACAUGUUCAAGAAAGAAUUCGAAUCUUAAAGAUCGUAAAUUACUCGAACGUUUAGUAGCAUUAAAUACGGAUUUACCAGAUAUAUACUCACGUAAAGAUCGUGAUAGACUUCGUCGUUGGACAUCAUAUGAACCAAAGCGUGCAUCGACACGUCUUGAAGCUAAACGACAACAACGUCUUCAAUUCGAAGAAAUAACACAGGAACAAAAAGCACGACAUGAUAAAUUUCUUGAAUAUAGACGACGACAAGAAGAAACUAUUGCCAAAGAAAAAGAACGUUUAGAACGUAGUGAACGUGUUAAAAGAAGAGAAGAACGUGCUGAUCGUAUUCGUCGUCGUACAGCAGGUGGAUCUUUAACAGGUCAUAAUGGAUCAGAAUUUGAUGAAAAUAGCAAUACAUCAUCAAUAUUAAAUGAUGAAAAUAGUCAUCCAAUUGAUACCAGUGAUAUACAUCAAAAAGUAUUAACUAUGUUGAGAACCAAUGAGAACAGUUGGCCAUUCCUUGAACCUGUUACAGAAGAAUUAGCACCUAAUUAUUUUGCAAUCAUAGAGAAUCCAAUGGAUUUUACUACUAUACAACAAAAGAUAAAUAAUAAAACAUAUGUUAAUAACUCAUCAGAAUUUAUUCGCGAUAUUGAAUUAAUAGUUGCCAAUUGUGAAAAAUACAAUGGCAAACGAAGCAGUAAUUUAAUUAUUUCAUCAACAUUUCAUGUUCUUUAUUGUCUUUUUUUCUUAGUUUUGGGUAGAUUAGCUAAUCGUCUUCUUCAUUAUUUCAAAGAAUGUUGGUCUGAAUGUCAACCAAUAACACCUCAAUUUGAUGAUGAUAUUGAUGAUUUAAAUCAUCGAGUAAAUCCAAUUAAAAAAUCAACAAUAAUAACACGAGAUAAAAAUAAUAAUACAAAAACUAGAAAAAAUUAUCGACAAUUAGCUGGUUUAACUGAUGAAGACGAUUAUGAUAAUGAACCUGAAUAUACACCAAUGCCAAGUUCGAAACGAGCUCGCCAUUCAACUCCUUCUGUGCCAGUAUAUAUAACUGUUGAUCCAGAUUCUCCUGCAUCUAUUGUCUAUCAUGAUCAUUCUUAUUUUAUUCGUCAUGAAUCAACAAAUUCUUCAAUUGAUAAUGCACAACGACGUAAAUCAUCAAUUCCUAUAAUAAAUAAUAGUCAAUCUCAUCAACUACAAGAAAAAUCUUCUUUACCUUCUGUUCAAGUUCUUAAUCAAUUACUAUUUGAACAUCAACAAAAAACAAAAAAUUCUCAAACAGAUUCUUCAACAUCAACUAGUCCUAUUGAUUUUACUGCUAUACUUCGUGCAUUAUUAGUUAAACAAGGUCAUCAUUUACCAUCCAACGAAACUUCAUCAACAGCUACAUUGUAA
Adineta steineri is the source of this 2013-nucleotide messenger RNA. Lineage: Eukaryota; Metazoa; Rotifera; Eurotatoria; Adinetida; Adinetidae. The record is from the annotation of a GenBank genome assembly.